AUGAAACUUGUAUUUAUCGGCACAAAUUACACCAAAACAUGUGAAAUGGAAAUGGAUUCAGGUUCACAACCGAUCAGUAUACUGAUACCGAAAGUUUGCUUAUCAAAUGAUACAAUACAAAAAGUUUUAUUGACAGCUGAUAGUAAAAUAAUUCAUAAAUUCGAAAUUUCAUGUGAUCAAGUGUUGAAAGAUAUUAUCAUAGCUGCUGAUCUUAAUGGCGAAUCAAUUGAGAUAAAUUCAUCAGUACAAAUUGGUUUUGAUCUCAGUUUAAUGAUUUCCUCGAAACAUAUCCCAUUUCGUAUUGUUGACUGCUGGACAGAACAAAAUAAUCACAGGGCUAAUUUUUUAAAAAAUGGUAUCCCAGAAAGAGAUUCUCGAUCAGUUCCACUCUGUCAGUUAUCAAACAGAGCAAAUAAUUUUGAAAGCAAUAUUAAUCCAUUGAACAAAUACAGUAAUUUUCAACAAUCUUCCAUCAAUCAAAUCAGCAAAGUGUGGCAAAUUUGGCUUCGUCUUGGCUGGGAUAUUAUGCCUGAUAGUCGACAAAAAGCACUUCAACAAUUACUCCGCACCAAGCCACAAUUGCAGUGGAAAGCUAUUCCCGAUUUCUUAUUUGAUACCAAGGAUUUCUUAUCACCAAUAACAAUAUAUCCAAUUAUGAUUCAAUGUUCCAUUUCACCUUUAUCGUUCAAACGAACUUCAGGAAUUGCUAGCUUUGGUCCAAUUGGUGUAUUUAUACCACAAUUUUAUUUUCUUGAAGAUUUCUUGUUUUCGUGUUGCCCAGUGGAAACAACAAUAGCUUAUUCAAAUUUACUUCGACAUCUUGCCCAAAAAAAGUUCUUUUGUUCGAAAGUUUCAAUUACCACUGCUUUAUUAGUCUCACUCGCAUCAUUUGCGAUCGCUGUUUGCUGCACUGCAAUAACUUUUAGCAUUCGAUAUAAAAAUUAA
Brugia malayi is the source of this 945-nucleotide messenger RNA. RefSeq lists its product as uncharacterized. The transcript has 6 exons. The record is from RefSeq and is a predicted model, not a curated record. Lineage: Eukaryota; Metazoa; Nematoda; Chromadorea; Rhabditida; Onchocercidae. Bases 1 to 945 code for a protein of 314 amino acids.